Messenger RNA from Solanum pennellii, 1619 nucleotides. RefSeq lists its product as uncharacterized. Lineage: Eukaryota; Viridiplantae; Streptophyta; Magnoliopsida; Solanales; Solanaceae. Bases 38 to 1285 code for a protein of 415 amino acids. The transcript is spliced from 2 exons. The record is from RefSeq and is a predicted model, not a curated record.
AAAAUUGGUAUCAGAGCUAGCUAGUUAAAUAAUAACUAUGGAAAAUUCUGGAGCUACAAAUCUACAAAAACAGAUUACCUAUCAAGAAAAAGGAACACAAACUGAACCAGAUACAACAGAAGAAAUACUCAAAGCUAUUAAUACACUUUCUACGAAGGUGGACAGUAUGGGAAAAGAGUUACAAAAUCUAAAAGCUAAUAGUCAGCAGCAUGACUAUAAAUAUGCGGAGCUACGCCAACAUACAGAGUUACGUCGAUCGGAAGACGCUAAAAUUCCAGAGCUACAAGGAGACGAUGGGAAACUCCGAAAAACCCAUAACAAUGUUUGUUUAGAUACAGCUGCAGGUACAAGCAAAAGAAUUAAUACAAAUUUAAACCAGCUAUUUGCAAAACCAUUUACCCAAAAACCACAAAUGCAGAUACCAGCAGAACCACAAACAUCUACCUAUGCAAUAAGCCUACAAAAUGACAAAAAAAGAUACAACUAUAUUACCCAAUCUUACAUUGAAAACAUACACAAAAUUCAGACAUAUCUAAACCUAAACCCAAGAUCCACACAAACAAAAACUCCCGAAGAAGACUAUAUAACCCAGAAACUACAAGGAUAUAACAAACUUAUUGCACAACCUAAGACCAACCCCAACCUAGUAAAAACAUGUUAUAACUACGGACUAUUAAAUACAGUAUACACAUAUACCGGAGAAGAAAUAGCCGGAAUACCAGAACUACAUAGAGCAUUUUUAACAUAUAAAAGAAUUACCAAAGGAAAUUUAUUCUAUAUAAAAUGUUAUACAGCACCAGCAGAGAUACUAUACGAAGAAAUAAAAUCACCAAUACAGGUGGUAAAGAUAGGAUUAACCAGAGAUAUGAUUAUUCCAGAAGAGAUAGAAAAACAAAAUGAGAUACCAAAAGUAGAAAUACCUAACUUUUAUGCAAAUAAAAGAAUAAUUGGUAUAGCUACAAUUAUACAAGAGUUAGCAAACAAUUAUUUAAAUGGCAAUGCCAUUUGGAGCUAUUAUGCAAGAGAUCAGGUGAUGAUUUAUGCAAACUCCAAAGAAUUAAGAAAAUCAGAUAUGGAUGAAGUUCAGAGAUGGAUUUUGUCAUUGCUAAAACCAGAAGAACAACCAUCUACAAGAGCUUUGAAGAAAGGAUUUAUUUCAGAAGAAUUAUUAGUAAGAUAUUGCAAACUUAUCAGCAACAAAUACCCAGAUCAUAAAUGCUCCAAGUGCAACGGAGAAGAUAAUGUGAUACCUACAGUUGAUUUAGGAUACCUACAGUUGAUUUAGGAUAAAGAACGAAGCUAUAAAAAAAAAAGUUAUUAUUAUUGUUGUUAUUAUUAUUGUUGCGUCGGCUGAAUAUCAGCCAUAUGUAUAAAGUAAGAAUCUUUUAAUUUUGUCGUAUAGCGUCGGCUGAAAAGCCAAUAAUGUAAAAAGUCAUAAAGUAAACAGUGUUAGUGUCGGCCAAUAAUAAAGAUAGGCCACUAAGUUUUGUUUUUUGCGUCGGUCGAAUGUAAAAAGACCAAGUGUAAAGUAGAUGUCGGCCAUUUUGGCCAAAAGUGUGAAAUUUUUGUAUAUAAAUAGAGGGCUUCCCCUCAUAAAUAAAAUCAUCAGUCUUCCACUA